Molecule: messenger RNA, 1341 nt
Organism: Penicillium canescens
Lineage: Eukaryota; Fungi; Ascomycota; Eurotiomycetes; Eurotiales; Aspergillaceae
Product: NADH:flavin oxidoreductase/NADH oxidase family protein
Exons: 2
Coding region: 1-1341 (446 amino acids)
Molecular function (GO): oxidoreductase activity; FMN binding
Source: RefSeq, a predicted model, not a curated record
AUGUCUUCCACUCCGCGACUUCAGUGCGCCGAUGUCGACCCUAGUCCCCUGGGGCAGCCUCUCCAAUUUGCAUUCUCCGGCCGUACGGUGCCAAACCGCUUUUUGAAAGGUGCCAUGAGUGAACGUCUUGCUUCAUUCUCUCUCGGCGAUCUUAAUGCGCGGGGUGUCCCUUCUCCUGCAUUGAUUCAGGCCUACAGGAGUUGGGGCGAAGCGCAAAUAGGAAUCAACCUGACAGGAAAUGUCAUGAUCGAUCCUGGCCACCUAGAGGCGGCGGGAAACCCAGUGAUUCCGCAACAUGCAGAGUUCUCGGGUGAGCGUUUCGAACGUUUUCAGGAACUCGCAACAGCUGGAAAGGCCAAGGGGUGUCUCAUCAUUGCUCAGGUUGGACAUCCGGGUCGUCAGACUGCCGAGUAUCUCCAGCCGCAUCCAAUCAGUGCCAGUGAUGUGCAGCUCAACGGCGACCAUAUGGGCAUCGCAUUCGCAAAGCCCCGUGCCGCGACGCAAGAAGACAUUGCCAACAUCGUCGAUAGCUUUGCUCACGCGGCUGAAUACCUUGACAAGGCUGGCUUUGACGGUAUCCAGCUUCACGGAGCUCAUGGCUAUCUACUCAGCCAGUUCUUGUCCCCUACAACCAACCUACGAACUGAUCAGUACGGGGGUAAUCUAAAGAACCGAAUGAGGUUGAUCUUGGAGGUCAGAGACGAGAUCGCCAAGAGAGUUCGCAAGAACUUUGUGGUCGGUAUCAAAAUAAACAGUGUUGAGUUCCAAGAGAAGGGCUUCCAGCCCGACGAAGCUAAAGAGCUUUGCCAGGCUCUCGAGGAGCACGCUUUCGACUUUGUCGAGCUGUCUGGUGGCACGUACGAAAACUGGCCCUUGGCCAACCAGAAGCGGGAGUCAACUCUGGAGCGGGAAGCAUUUUUCUUGGAGUUCGCCAAGCUUAUCGUUCCUGGGUUGACCAAGACCAAAACCUACGUGACAGGCGGCCUGAAGACUGUUGAGGGCAUGGUCAAGGCGCUGGACACUGUCGAUGGAGUCGGACUUGGUCGCGCUCUCUGCCAAGAACCGAACCUUUGUGCGCUUAUCCUGUCCGGGCAGGUCAAGGGAGCCAUGCUCCAAAAACUGAAUAUGCUAGACUUUGGUGCUACAGCUGGUGCGGCUGGCCUUCAGAUCUCACAGAUGGGCAAGGGAUUGCAGCCCGUGGAUCUCUCCAUAGAAGAAAACGUGGCAAAGGUUUUCAGCACUUUCGGUGUCUGGGCUGCUGCGAAAAAGGAGAAUUUAGAGAUGUAUGAAUUCCCCGUCCUGCCUGGUUAUGAUAUCCCCUAUGCUACCGCGGUCCUAUGA